Molecule: messenger RNA, 1140 nt
Organism: Zygosaccharomyces rouxii
Lineage: Eukaryota; Fungi; Ascomycota; Saccharomycetes; Saccharomycetales; Saccharomycetaceae
Gene: INP54
Product: phosphoinositide 5-phosphatase INP54
Exons: 1
Coding region: 1-1140 (379 amino acids)
Biological process (GO): phosphatidylinositol dephosphorylation
Molecular function (GO): phosphatidylinositol-4,5-bisphosphate 5-phosphatase activity
Source: RefSeq, a predicted model, not a curated record
AUGGACAUAUUAUAUCAUAGGCGCUCACACAUGUCAAGUCGGAACUGGAAAAUAUCAUUAACUACUUUCAACUGUGGUAAGGCGUUGCCGUUUGAUCAACCUCAAUUAGUUUCGAGAAUUCUUGAAGAACUGUUACCCAAUACCAUAGCUGAUGAUAUUUACGUUAUUGGAUUGCAAGAAUUCGUCCCCAUCUGGCAAGGAUCAUUUGCAAGUGUGGUAGAACCACUUUUACAAUCGCUGUCUGAUCGAAUAAUGGAAAAUCUGAAUCAACAAUCUGGUAAAGAAUAUAGCCUUGUCGGAUUUUGCAAUACUGGUGCCAUUGGUCUUUUAGUAGUUGCUGACAAGAAUCUAGUCAAGAAUCAAGUUGUUACCUGUAACUACAGAUGUGGAUAUUUUUGGUCCAGUUUGAAAGGUGCUGUUUCGUUAUGCUGUUCUCUUUCGAGAGAAGGUGAUGAACCAGAAACCUUCACCUUUAUAUGUAGCCAUUUAGCUGCUAAUAAGGGUGAGUCCUACAAGCAGCAACGCAUUGAAGAUUACAAGGCGAUUAUGGCCACUUGUCAAGAGCAAUUCCGUUUGACAGCUUUCAAACAGGGCCACAUUUUCUUUAUGGGUGACUUAAACUUUAGAUUGGAAGGUGACCAAGAUUUAGAGCUCGAUUAUACUGAUCCAGAUAUGAUUAAACAACUCUCCAAGACCAGAGAUGAGUUAAACAUUUGUAAGGAAAAAGGUCUGAUCUUCCAAGAUUUCCAAGAAGCUAAUAUUGAAUUCCCGCCAACGUACAAGUACAUUACAAACCAAGCAGAUGAGCUCAAUAAUAAAAGGGAACCUGCCUGGUGUGAUAGAAUUCUGUUCAAGAAAUACCCACAAGAAGAUCACAAGGUGGAUGCCUACGUUUCCAUCCGACGCUCGGAGACUUUACAGUUUUCAGAUCAUCAACCAGUCCAUCUAGCCAUUCAGGUCCCGCGGUUAUCUGCAGCAUCCACGAUGAAUUCACCGAGAAGCCUGCCCUUGACCCAGGGAACCCUGACGGGUGAUGUUGCAGAUAAAGUGAUAGGUUACGGCGGUUGGGCAGUAACCAAGAGAUUGCACUUUGUUGUAAUACUACUAAUAGUGAUGUACCUAUUUUCAAAAUCAUUUUGA